Messenger RNA from Cricetulus griseus (Chinese hamster), 2001 nucleotides. The record is from RefSeq and is a predicted model, not a curated record. NCBI's taxonomy places the organism in Eukaryota, Metazoa, Chordata, Mammalia, Rodentia, Cricetidae.
AUGUGGUAUGAAGAUGGAAGGGGAAAGGCAGGUAUGGAAGAGCAUGAGCAGAGCUUGAGACUGAGAGAUGACGCUGAGAAACAGGAAGAACGUCAAACAAAGGUAGAUGACUGUGUGGUCCACCAAAAUAUGCAUGAGUUGUUUUUGGAGAAGAUGAGAGCCUUGUGCGCAGAUGAGUACAGAGCCCGAUGCCGCAGCUACAGCAUCGGCGUUGGCGCCCACCUGUUAACCCUGCUGUCCACUAGGAGGCACCUGGGCUUGCUCCCGCUGGAGCCCGGCGGCUGGCAAGCCUCUUACGACAGAGCUUGUGAAGCCUCGGGCUCCAACUCUGGCAACUCUGAAGAAAAAGACAAGGAAGGUGAGGAAGAAAACGAAGGUGAUUACAUGCCCAUGUACUACUGGGGCUCAGGAAAUGGCCGGGGCUCUGGAGGAGGAAACCAGUGCUCAGGUGGCAGUCAGGGAUCUGGAGGUGGCCAGGGCUCAGGAGGCUGGGGUUCAGGAGGUCAGGGUGCUGGAGGAAACCAGUGUUCAGGAAAUGGCCAGGGCACAGCAGGUGGCCAUGGAUCAGGUGGAGGCCAGAGGCCUGGUGGUGGCCAUGGCUCAGGUGGUGGCCGGAGACCUGGAGAUGGUCAUGGCUCAGGUGGCGGCAAGAACUCAGGAGGAGGCAAGGGCUCAGGAAGUGGGAAAAACUCGGAUGACGGUGACCGUGGAAAAUCUCUGAAGAAAAGAUCAUACUUUGGUAAAUUCACUCAAAGCAAGCAACAGCAAAUGCUGCCUCCACCUCCUCCUCCACCCCCGCCAGCCGGAGGAGCAACUGGUGGAAAAAGCAAGUCUGGGGGAAGAUUCCGACUUUAUUUUUGUGCAGACAGAGGGGCCACAAAAGAACGCAAAGAAGCCAAAGAGAGGAGAGAUAGGGAAACUCCAGAAGGUGCCACCCGGGGGCCUCACAGAGCCAGAGCUUUCGAUGAAGACGAGGAUGACCCAUACGUGCCAAUGAGGCCAGGGGUGGCUUCCCCUCUUGCAUGUUCCAGUGACUACAUGCCAAUGGCACCUCAAAAUCAAAGCCGCCACUCUAGGUCACCAUUCGAAGAUUCCAGAGGAUAUAUGAUGAUGUUUCCCAGAGUGAGUCCACCACCACCUGUCCCAAGUCCCCCCAAAGCACCGGAUACUAAUAAAGAGGAUGACUCUAAGGACAAUGACAGUGACAGUGACUACAUGUUUAUGGCUCCUGGAGCAGGUGCAUUUCCUAAAAAUCCCCCCAAUCCUCAGGGAGGCUCUUCCUCCAAAAGUUGGAGCUCUUACUUUUCUCUGCCGAGUCCUUUUCAGAGUUCACCUUUGGGACAGAGCGACCACAGUGAGUAUGUCCCAAUGUUGCCUGGGAAGUUCCUGGGGAGGGGUGUAGACAAAGAAGCCUCCUUUAGCCAGGGCACCAAAGAUGUGUCUUCAAAGCCUUCCACUGAGGGCUCAUUCUCAAAACCUGGAGAUAGGGAGUCACCUGCAAAGCCUUCAGAUGACGAGCCCCCAGUGAACAAGGCUAAGAGACCUAACCGACUUUCUUUUAUUGCAAAAGGAAACAAAAUCAAGCCCAAACCAGAAGAGCCCACACAGGAGCAGAGAGGAGCUGACAGCUCUGGUGACUAUAUCAACACUGACUUCAUUAAGAGAGAGCGCCCUGUGCCAACUCCCUCUGCUCAAGGACUGCCAGAUUCAUGGGGCUUAGUUACUGACCCCAGACGCACAGCUUUUUCCAGUUACAUGAAUAUUGAAUUAGAGGUGCCCUUUCCAAAUCCAGCAAUCCGCCUCUCAGAUCUUUUAAGAGUUCUACCAGGUGCCAACUCCAUCUCUCUGGAUCUGGCGGCCGGCGCUGCCGCUCCCCCACUGCCACCUCGCCAGCGAAGAGUGCUGAGACCCCCAGAGAGAGCUGAUUCCGAGGACGACGAGGAUGAUGGCGACGAUAUUUACGUGAGAAUGGACUUUGCCAGACGCGACUACAAGAAGUGA